Molecule: messenger RNA, 2310 nt
Organism: Closterium sp. NIES-65
Lineage: Eukaryota; Viridiplantae; Streptophyta; Zygnematophyceae; Desmidiales; Closteriaceae
Source: the annotation of a GenBank genome assembly
AUGUCUCCUCUUGGGCGCGCCCGCGACAAGCAGUGUGCUUCCAAGGGCAGGUCCACGCGCGGUGCUAAGGGGGGCAACAAUGGGGGCGACGGAGAGGUGGCGGAGGUCAGUACUAUUGCGCGCUGCCUCCGUAGCGGAAGGAGACAAUUGACCAACGGAAACACAGCCCUUAAAGAAGGCAUCGAAUCGGACAGUGGCGAUCUCCUAGCCCAGCAGUACCAGACGAGGUUGGAGACGGAGACGGAACUUCCUGAGCCGCACGAUCUUGUCUAUCGCUUACGGAUUGCCAAGCAACCAGAGAAGAUGGAUCAAAUGACGCUGUUCAAGGCGGAUGGCGUUGGUUGUGUCGUGGAGGCGCCCGAUAUCAUCACCAUCGCUGACGGGCAGUGUGUCACCGACGCGAUCGUGGACUUCCACAACGUGCUGCUGAGCAUUCGUCAACCCACUACGCCCAACGACACUUCAUGGGCCGCGGUCGACAGUAAGGCUUUCACCUACGUGAACACGUUCGGCAAGCCAUACUCUAUCGGCAACGCGUCCAGAGUUUUUGAUGUAGACUUCUUGGCCAUCCCCGUCUUCAAGAGCCUCGGUUCCAAAGGCGGAUCUGCUGCGAGUGUAGCACUGGACGGUGCAGGCAGUGGCACAGUCGAGCUACGGGUGUUUCAUCCCAGUCCCUGCGCGCUACCCGUGCCUGCCGCUCCGAGGUGGUCGAUAAACGACACAGCAGGAAGUAUGCUCGCCACGCACCAGGCAGAGCCGGCGGUGGUUCAUGCAGAUGGAGCAAGGCCCGUGGUGCUGGCUAUGCCGGCGAAGAGGAAACGAGACGACCCGCAGGCGUCACGGGCCGAUGCUGAGGGCGGCGCUCCUGCUUGCAAGAGCAAGGGUAAGGGACAGGGUCAUAGUUUACAGUACAAGGGUGUGCGUAAGGAGAAGCGCGGUAGGUGGAGCGCCAAGAUUCUGUUCCGGGAGAAGAAUAAGAAGAAGCGGACGCAGAUGAGGCUGGGUGCGUACAAUAAGGAGCUGGAGGCUGCAACGGCGUAUGCAGCAGCGGUGCACGUGGUCAAAGAUGGUAAGUGCGUGUUAGGCACAGUGGAGCUGACGGAUGAGGAGAAGGGUAUGCUGGAGGGGUGCACGCUGUCAGCUGUCAAGCGGCUGGUUAGAGGCCGUCAGUGGUUCCGAUGGACGGAGUGGGAGACGACACUAGUGGAAUGCCCGGAGGAGGAGACAGCGGGGGACGGUGAGGAGCACUCCGACUCGCAAGAUGAUGACGCGGGGGAUGCAGCCGGAUGUGCCGUGGAGGAAGGGGAUGAGGAGAUUGAGUUGGAGGGGGAAGGGUUGGGCGACGCAGAGGGAACGGCCGGGCAGGGCACACCUCAUGAACUCAAUGAGGACGCUGCUGCAGCGAUGGGAGGUGUGGCUAGUGCGGCCCAGGGUGCAUCGCAAGUCUCGCCGAAUGCGGGGGUCGCGUCUAGCGUCGGUGCGGGCAAUGAGGAGGUGGGUAGCGAUGGCGAAGGGGAGGCUGCGCCUGUCAUAUCCAAGGCUGUUGCUUCCGUUAUGGCCAAAGAGACUAGCGCGGCAAAAGGAAAGGCUGCGACGGCUCCGCCUAAACCGGUGCCUGACAACCCUUUUGCGGCGAUGUCGUGCGGAUCUGCGCAGCCGGCAAGUGGAUCUCGUCGGGAGGAGGCGGUUGCCGAUGACGUCUUCGUGAUUAGCCGUGCCGAGCUCGAGGCGCUGAAGACAGUGAGAGACGACGGUGAGCGUCGGAUUGCACGCCUGGAGGCACUGCUGCUGGUCGCCAACGAUCCAAAAACGCAGAACAAGAGGCCGCGGGGCCCAAGGGGGGAACGGGCGCACGGAGAUGCGCGGCCGAGCAAGCGCAGGCGGCGCGAAUCGGGCUCAGAGGACGCGACAUCGGAGGAGGGCAAGAAAGAUGAUGCGGAAGUGGAGCCAGUGAGGGCACGCCGUGUGGUCCGGCGGCGCCACAUGACAGUGUCGAGCUCACCCAUACUGCAGGAGGCAUUUGAUUUCAUGCCGUCCGGAAAAGCGUGGAAGCGCAAGGCCCGCCUGUCAAACUCUGCUGGUGGCAACGCGGAGGUGGUGAACGGGCUCCACCAGGUUGCCGAGAGGGCAGUGGCACAGGCGAUCCAAGACUUCAAGCCCAAGUACGAUGCUGAUGCCGAGGCGUGGGUCUGGGGGGAGCACGGGCUGAUGCUGUCCUCGUGUGGGCUAGAGCACUUGAUUCCAGGCCGGUAUGCGCAGAGGGCGCCAGUUGUGGAGGAAGGUGGUUCGGUUUCUCGCGGUAGUGACUGA